GAAAUAAAAGUUGGUGCUACUAGGCUUUACGCCAUACGGCCUUAGGUUGCUACCUGUGUAAAAUUCAUGUGAUACUCAAAGAUCUUUUACAGCUUGUCAUCUUAAUUGCAUUAAAAUAAUGAACAAGGGUUGGCUUGAACUGGAGAGUGAUCCUGGGCUUUUCACACUUCUUCUGGAAGAUUUUGGUGUUAAAGGUGUUCAAGUGGAAGAAAUUUAUGAUCUCCAAAAGCCUAUGGAAGGGCCAGUUUAUGGUUUUAUUUUCUUAUUUCGAUGGAUAGAAGAGCGUCGUAGUCGACGGAAAGCCAACACAGAAGAUGAGUCAUUUGUUACAGAUGAUGAUGCUGUCAACAGCAUCUUUUUCGCUCAGCAAAUAAUCCCCAACUCCUGUGCAACUCAUGCAUUGUUGAGUGUUUUGCUUAACACCAGCAAAGUUCACCUAGGGGAAACGCUGACACGGGUCAAAGAUUUCACCAGGCACAUGAACCCAGAGGACAAGGGGUAUGCCAUUGGGAACAUGCCAGAUUUAGCACGAGCCCACAACAGCCAUGCUAGACCAGAACCAAAGCACUUGCCAGAAAAGCAGUCUGGGAUUUCUGCAGUCCGUGCUAUGGAUUCUGAAUCUUUUCACUUUGUUAGCUAUGUGCCCAUUAAUGGACAUCUCUUUGAGCUGGAUGGAUUAAAACCUUAUCCAAUAGACCAUGGGCCUUGGGAUAAAACUGAAGAUUGGACAGAGAAAUUUCGCCGGGUAAUCACAGAGCGUCUGGGCAUUGCCACUAGUGGUGAGCCCUAUCAUGAUAUUUGUUUUAACUUGAUGGUGGUGGUCCCUGAUAAGCGACAGUUGUAUGAGCAGAAGCUGACAACACUUCGUACCAACCGUGCCAUUGUGUGGGAUGCUCUCCAGCAGAGUCUGCAACAAGUGGAUCAAGCUCAUGCCACUGCCACCAACAACACUACAUCAAACACCACCACCACAACAACUACAGUAACAACAAAAUCAGUUAAAAAGGAGUCUGAUGAAGAAAACAAAGAGAUUCCAGAGGCAAACGAGUCAUGUGCAGCCAAACGAGAAAAGAAAGCAGACUGUACUAGCUCACAAGGAGAAGCAGCAUCAGACCUUGACAAGAAAACCAAAAAUGAAGGAGACACUAGCAUGGAACAAUCUGCCUGUGUCAAGGAGGAAAGGGAGACUUUAGACGUUACAAAGCCCCUGACCAUUGAGACCAAGUUUACAAACGCUGCAUUAUCAGGGCCCAGCUCUGAAAGCACAGACACAGCAUCAGAGGUGGGAAGCGGGUUCAGUUCCCCUGGCAGCAUCACCGCAGGCUCCUGUCAGAGUAGUCCUCAUCUAACUGCAGAAGCUGAAGAGAAUGGAAGUGGCAUGAAAGAAGAAGGUGAGCGUAAAAGGAAGCGCAGAUCGAACCAUGGAGCAUUUACACCGAAGGAUUUGCUGGACCUGCUGAAGAAUGUUGAAAAUGAGAUUGAACUGUGUGAAGCAACCCUCAAAGAAGAGUAUGAAAAGAGGAAAAAGUAUAAGAUUGAUGACUGCAGGCGGACUCACAAUUAUGACUCCUUUGUCACUACCUUUCUUAAGAUGCUGGCGGAGCAGGGCCACCUUGCCGAGCUGGUUGAACAUAACCUGAUGGGCCCCUGUCGCCCAAGCAACACGCCAACCCGCGCAAAGCCCAGCACUACUGCUACUAGUGCAGGGACUCGAACUUUGACAAAGACUGCGGCUGCAACUGCUGCAAGGCGACGGUCACGGCCGAAGCGGCGAAGGUAGUCUGGAAUCAGAUCAUUGUCUGCUUCUGGUGUUGUGACUGGCUGUGAAGGCCGUGGGGCACAAAGGCAUGGGGCUUGCUUGUAGCCAGCCAGUUAUAUGCAAGAUGCAGUGCUGCUUAACUGAGAAGUUCUUUCAACUACUGUAAAAUUUUUGUUAAUUGCUUUUGGAAGUUGUGCAAUUGGUCAGUUCUUACUUCCUUUUUUUCUUGAAUACAAACUAUUCUUGAUUGCAUCAGUACUUGGAGUGGCUAUUCUUGCCAACUAGCCUGAAUUUGCUUUGUUUCUAAGAUUUUGUGACAUUUGAUGAUAGCCACAGAAAGGCCAUGAGCUUUGUGGAAGCUGCUGAGACUGUAAAGAAGGUGUUUGAGCGAUGUGGCAUUUUUCUUUGACAUUUUGCAAGUGAACUUUCCUGCACAACAUAUAUGCAAAUGUGUCGUGAACAGGUCAGAUGACCUUUUGUGGAUGAGUAGUUAAUUGAUUUGUGGGAAUAAGUUGUCUAGACACCAGACAUUUCACUUAUUUAAGCUCUGCAUCACAAUGUCUGCUGUUUUUUUUUUUUAUUAUUAUUAUAAUUUAUUUUUGUUUUAGACAGAAUCAGGGAUACAUUUCCUGACAGGUGAGACAGAAGAAAAAAAAAAGAGUGAAGAGAGAAUGGUUUUUCGAAAUUCGAAAAUAUUUUUGUAAACAUAAAGAAAAAAUAUAUGUUUUGCUGUGCAGUGUUGCCCAGAAAAACCUAACUCAGGGGAAAAGGAAAGUCACCAGAAGUCGACUCAAAAUUUUUCCUCCUGAUAUGUGCAGGCAUUAACACAGAUAAGUGUACACACACACACAAGCAGACGAAUGUGCAUGCAUGAAUCUAUACACACAUUUAUUCUUUCUUAUCUAAUAACAGAUUGUAAAUGAAGAGUACCAACAGUUAACUGCAUUUAUAAUGGUUCCAAAAGUCGAAAGUGUGAGCACAAAAAGUUAGCAUGGUCAUGAUCAUGACACAAUGGGACAAUUGUGCACCAUAUGGCUGAUUAUUUGUUUAUUUAAGGCUUGGAGCUGUAAAAUUUUCAUAGACUUUGUUGAUAAGGCUAGCGGCUAGCAUUAAGUUAUUCAUCCCUUGACUGGAUGUGCUUGCUGGUACAACCCAAUCAAUGGUAGGACAGGUGUAGCCUGGGGAAACAACUGAAUGCAAUGGCUGACAAGGCUUGCCGUGUAGGCCCGUGUUGAGGAGCAGUAAGCAUGAUGUAGUCAGUCGGUUAUUGUAAUUUUUUUUUUUUUUUUGUCUACCUCUGUGUUAACCACCUUCCAGCAUCCAUUGAAAUAGUCAUACUCCAUGAGAUGACCAACCCAGAUAAGCUUGUGCUUGGGGAAGCAGCUAGCCAAGUGGUUAGAGCGCUGGUGUCUGAACUGAGAGCACAUUGAUUCAAUACCCAAUUAGCGCAGCAAACUUCCCCCAUUCAACCCAUCUGGCGGGAAUGGAUACCUGACUCCUUAGAGAGUUGGGAAAGGUAAGGCAGCGAGGGAGAGGAGAUGGACAUCUCCCUCAAAUAAAGCUGGCCCCAAGAAAAGUGAGGUCUCUAGCACCUCACCCCACAAAGACCUGAAAAGAUUAGGAGAGGACUUUUACCUUACCUUUUACUGUGCUGUUACCAGAUGAUGCUCCUGGUAGUUCAUGAUGCAGCUGUGGUAACUUUGGUAUUAUUGUCCUAAAGAGUUAUUUGUUCCUUUUUUUAUAUAACGACCUUUUGAUGUGUUGGACGAGGUAGUCCUGAUUUUGUUAAUUAAUUAGUUGAUUUUUGUGAAAUUAUCUGUCAGAGUGAGCAAGCAUAGCCACCUGCUAGAGGAUAUAUUCAUUAUUUAUUAAUCACUGUGUUUUACCUGUUCUUAUGGCUGUUAAAAGUAAGAACUCAGGGUUUAUGUUUGUCAUGUAAUGGUGAUCUAUACAAGGUGGAGCAUUAAGCAGUGAAGAAAUCGAACCUCUGAGUGCAUUCCUGUUUUCAAAGUAUUACAGAACAUGACCUCAAAUAUCAGUUGCAAGUGCUGUCUUUUGCACAAGCAGCCACCAAGUAAGCUGAAAAUACCUAAUGCAUGUUAUGUUUGGUUGUUUUUUGUGUAUGUGUGUGUCCACAGACUAGUUUUAAAGGACUGUUUACUUUGAUUUUAUAAAUUUAUGAAUUGUUGUACAGAUUUAGACUGGUGGCUAAGUCAUGAACCUUGAGUAAGUAGACAGAGGACAAGUCAUGGAUUUGUAUAUAUAAACUAAAUUCCUUAUGUUUUGCUGCUCAUUCUCUUUAUUCAGUUCUUAAUCAUUCAUACUGAGUUUGAACUGUCCCAUAUUCUUUUUUUGUGAACUCUGUUUCAUGUGCCUUUUAUAAUACCACUUGUGUUCAAAUAAAUGAGCAUGCAAUAAAACAUGGCCAUCCAUGAUGUUAAGUUGCAUGAGAAAAUCAGCAUUUGCUAACCCUACGAUGCUUCGUAGUAUUAAGAGAUUUUUGUUGUUGACACUGUUUUUGUUUGAUUCUUUUGACUGACCUACUGUCCUCUUGGCUGCUGUGCCCAUCCUUCUGUUACUCUUUUCCACAUCUUUAUUUGAAGUCUCAGGAAUUCUUUUAGAGUAUUGUUGGUCUUGACUGCUUCAAGAUGUAGUUCAAUCAGUUUCACUUCCAUAGGAACUGUUUCAGAUAGGCUUGACACAGACAGUAAAGAAGAGAAAGUGUGGAGGUGUAAACAAUGGCUGUCGCUUUCACCUGACACUUCCAGGUGUUGUUGCCUUGAGGCCUUUUAGCAUGAGAAAGAAAAUGUUUAUUAUUCACUCUUUGUACAGUGUUUUAUGAGCAUCAUUUUAAUGCCAGAAUCUUAGACUUUUGCAUACUAGGCUGAUCUUGUCGGAAAAUGUUGCCUUUCUUGGAUACAUUUUUAUAAAAGCAAAUAAAUCCAUGCAGUGACAUUUUGGAUUUAUGUACAUUAACAUAAAGAAAAAAGUGUAAAAACAAGUAGCUUGCUGAUACGCUAGUAAUGAGUAGAAAGGUGGUCAGUGUGGUUAGCUGACUUAGACCUCCAGCAUGUCAGGAGCCUCCGGGAUUGUAUACCUCUAGUUCAAUGGCUGACGCCUAGCAGUCUGCUGAAAGUAAAAAGUAUGAGAGUGCUAGAGGUUACAGCUAGUUAGUAGUUAGCACACUGUGUACAUGGCCUCACACAAUGCCACGCCAGCUUGCCUCUUGUCAUGUUGAUACAGCUUUGUAAGGAAAAUAUUUUUGAGUUUCAGGGAGAUUCAGCAAAAUUCAAAAGAGAAUAAAUAUUAUUGAAAGAAAAAA
Messenger RNA from Pomacea canaliculata, 5081 nucleotides. Its product is annotated as ubiquitin carboxyl-terminal hydrolase BAP1-like. Gene Ontology annotation, cellular component: cytoplasm. Lineage: Eukaryota; Metazoa; Mollusca; Gastropoda; Architaenioglossa; Ampullariidae. The record is from RefSeq and is a predicted model, not a curated record. The transcript has 14 exons. The coding region runs from base 119 to 1780 and encodes 553 amino acids. Gene Ontology annotation, biological process: ubiquitin-dependent protein catabolic process; protein deubiquitination. Gene Ontology annotation, molecular function: cysteine-type deubiquitinase activity.